ACAAAAGGAAAAAAAAAGAAAUGGAUUUAAAAGGCCCUAACGGCUAGUAAACCAAGUUGUGGCCUCUGGGAGAAUGGAAGUAGGACGGCAAUGCCAUUCAUGGAAACUCAAUGUACAGGCCAAGGCCAAGAACUUGGAUUUCAAAUUGGUAGCCUCCAACUUUUUACCCAAGUGCAAGUUUUUCCCAUUCUCUCUCAAGUUCAAGUACUGCAGAUUCUUGAUCCAUCUUAAAUCUGAAACACCCACCUCUCCAAAUCCCCAGAAAUCAAAAUCCUUGAAAUCGAAACUCCAUCGAUUUUUUGAAAGACUCCGUAUUCGAAGACGUUCCAAGAACAAUAGUAGAGCGAUCAGUUCCAAACCAAAGAACAAGGCAACGAUAUCUCAGAGUUCAGUGGUUGUAGGAAACCUAGCCCUCUUCAUUCAAUCACUGUAUCAACGGGACAAAGAUGGAAUCUUUAAACUUGGUUCUAUUGUCUUUAUUUGCUUUGCUUCCAUAUUUAAGAGUUUCAUGGCAAGAAAAGCUUGGAUAUUGUUAGUUUUUUUAAUUGGUGCCAUAGUUUUUUGCUCAAAUGUGAUGCAUCUCAGAUUCAGUAGUAGCCUCUUUGAUCAUCACUGUCUGUCAAGAUUCUUUUGGAGCUCUUUCAAAAAUGCUGCCUCUUCUGGCUGUUUAUAUCUACUCUCUCAGGUGCUUACUGCUAUAUCUAGAAUAAUAUGACUUUCGCAGUGUCCUAUGGGGUGGAAUUCAGAAUCAUUAAAGCGGAAACUGUUUAUUCGUUGAAUAUUAUCGUAUAGUGUCAAACUUACAUUUGAAUUUGUAUUGAACGUGGUCCAUUUGGCAGUUCUGUUAGAAUUUUCAAAGUCAAAUUAAAUUGUCCUCUUUGUCA
This is a messenger RNA of Nicotiana tabacum (common tobacco), 884 nucleotides long. RefSeq lists its product as uncharacterized. The record is from RefSeq and is a predicted model, not a curated record. NCBI's taxonomy places the organism in Eukaryota, Viridiplantae, Streptophyta, Magnoliopsida, Solanales, Solanaceae.